AUGCUGUAUUCAAAGCAAAAAGUAGCAAAGGCUGUUCUUGUAUUAAUCUUCUUUACUGUGGUGCUGAUAGGAAUCACACUAGUGUCGCUCAACAACGGACGCAACGGCACCAGAAGUCUGAGAUCGUUUGUCUCGGAGGAUACAUCCACGUCACCAGAGAGCAUCGACGAAGCACUUCAAUAUUUCAUCUACGGUGCUAAAUAUUUAUUAGCAGCUGUAAAGUCUACAGUGAGUGACAAUUCGGCAAACAUAACCGCUGUUUCACAUUCGAUCACUGUAGUGAAGGAUCGCAUGCAAAUGCUACUUUCUGAGUUUGAACAUCACCUACAUAGAACGGAAAUUUUAUCUUUCUUAUCGUUGCCAGUUAUCAACAACCACAAUUUCUCGUACAUCUACAAUCGUGAAGACAUUUGCUCAAAGAAAGCAGUCAAGCUUGUUUUCGUUGUGCCGUCUGCUCCUGGUAACGUUGAGAAACGACAGACUGUACGCAAAGGAAGCAGGGGGGAUUAUGUCAGAAAAAAUGCAAAUAAUACAAUUUUGCUAUUUUUCCUUGGCAAACCGUCCCCGGGAUCAAACUACUUAUCACUUCAGACAAAAAUUGACGAAGAAGUGAAAGAAUUCGGAGAUAUAAUACAAGCAGAUUUUGAAGAUGUUUACAGUAACAACAGAUUAAAGUCUGUAUCGAUGUUAAGAUGGAUCAGCACAUACUGUAGCACCGCUAAGUUUGUCAUCCGCGCAGACGAUGACGUUAACAUUACCACUGUAGAAGUAGUAUCAGCAUUAGAACGAGCUGCAGAAACCCUAAGCAAUUUCAUAAUAGGGCAUAAACUCAUAGCGGAUCGACCUUCACGAAAUGUCAAAAACAAAUAUUAUCUUUCCAAAAAAGAAUAUCCUCCUCCGACAUUUCCUCCUUACCUUCUUGGCGGACUUCUGGUCUACCCAGUGAGUACAGCUAAACUCCUGUACCAAGCCGCGCUAAGAGUGAAGCCUAUUUGGCUAGAGGAUGUCUAUAUUACUGGAAUAUGCGCCACCAAAGUCUACAUCCCAAUCCUCUCCGAUCCUGGAGUUGUGUUUCAGCAUCGAAAGUCUUAA
This is a messenger RNA of Candidula unifasciata, 1092 nucleotides long. The record is from the annotation of a GenBank genome assembly. Lineage: Eukaryota; Metazoa; Mollusca; Gastropoda; Stylommatophora; Geomitridae.